Molecule: messenger RNA, 258 nt
Organism: Protopolystoma xenopodis
Lineage: Eukaryota; Metazoa; Platyhelminthes; Monogenea; Polystomatidea; Polystomatidae
Source: the annotation of a GenBank genome assembly
CUGAUUUAUUUCUCUCAAUGUAACACUGCAAUUUUCAGACUUUUUGAUGUUGGGGGCCAAAGAUCGGAGAGAAAGAAAUGGAUACAUUGCUUCGAAGGAGUAACAGCAAUAAUCUUCAUAGUUGCACUUAAUGAGUAUGAUUUAGGCCUUGCAGAGGAUCAGGGAACAUCCUACUGGCAUAAGGGCACUCGAUUUCUGGCAAGACUUGAACUCUUGUCUAAGCCUGCACUAUGUCUUAUAAGCGUAACACUUUCCUAG